GUGGGAUUUAAGGUGUAUGUCUUGAAACCCCAGACAUUUCUCUGGCUCCCAGGCUCUCCUGGGCCCUCCAGCCUGCUCUAGAUGACAUGUUCCCAGCUCCUGGGUCUUGGUGUAGACAUGGUCCUGAGGGGAUGAGCAGUGUAUCUUGUAGACUGAAUGUUCACUUCCCAGCUCUGGCAUCUCCUCUCCACUCCUUUCCACACUCCACCUCCAGGGCCAACAAUAGGCCCCUUCAGCUCUGGGCUCUUGCGUAGGGCUUGGGGGUGGGGUAUGGCCUGAGCUGGCAGCGGGCAAGAUGACGAGCCAGGCAGCCUCUGCCCAGCCCUGGAAGAGCUCUCUCUGGGAGUGGCUAGCUGCUGGGAGCUAGACUGCAUCCUUCCCUCUGGGCCCUCGUGCCAUGGCAGUGCAUGGGCAGGACAGGCAACGAGAGGCAGCUCUCUGCGGCACUCGUGUCCUGGCCUCGGCACCUGGGCAUGUGUGGCGUGCAUGGGAGUGAGGCCCAGACAGCUACAGCAAUGUGUCCUCUGCCACCCGCUGCUGCUGGUGUCUGUUGUGGAGCGACGGUCCAGGAGCGCAUGAGGCCCUCAGUGUACUGUCUCUGUGUGUCGGCGUUGACACUCCGGUCUUCAGCUGGCGGAGCAUGAAACGGUUUCACAGUACUUUCAAGACGUGGUACAGAUGGAUGCGCUUGUCUCCACAUGUCAGCCCCACCAAGUCCAGUCACCCUCAGGUUCAGUGUGGACUGGGUCACGCUGUUUAGUCGGAUCCUCUCCCCUCCUCUCAAGUGACGCUCCCUUCUCCACUGGAGUUGGAGGGGACGAGGCAUAGCAGGGCCCUGUCUGGUGUGUCUGCCUCUGCUUCUGUGCUCUGCCCUCCCACCCCGGCACCUGCCUGUUCCCCUCCUCUCUCUCGGUGAGCUGGGAUCCUGACAGACACAGGCCGCCUUCCUGUCACCCUGUGUGGCAGCCCACGCCCCAGCACCUGUCCGCAGUCCCGUGAGAAGGCACCUUCCUUAAGGCCAAUGUCAGGCUCUCCCUCUGCCUGAGGGACUGGCUGAGUUGUUCUGGUUCUGAGAUGGCUUUGGGGGACUGAGUCGCAUAGUGGGUCUGGGGUCGGAGUGGUUGUGAUGACAUUGACAGCCCCUCUUCCCAGAAAUGUGCUGGUGUCUCUGGAUUGGAAAUCAUGGGGGAGGCAAAGCCGGGGCUGGGAGAGGGCAACCAGGCUUGUUCCUGGCACCCAGUGGGAAAGCAACCUGGCAGCAGCUCAUGGGGGAAGAAGCAGCCACUGUUCUCCAGUGUUCUUCACAAAGGCUGAGUCCUUCUUAACAGACACACCCAGGGCCCCUGCCAGGCCCUCCCUUCAGGGCAACAGAUGUGGACAGAUGGUUCCCUUACGAUGUACAAACCACAGCAGAGGUGUACAGAUGGCUCCUUCAGCACAAUUAUGUGCUGAUACAAAGAGUUAUAGGAAUAGGGACCCUUUAAGGAUAGGAACAUGAUGGAUAAUUUAAACUUUUAAAAAUUCUUGGCCAGGUGCAGUGGCUCACGCCUAUAAUCUCAGCCCUGUGGGAGGCUGAGGUGGGCGGAUCAUGAGGUCAGGAGAUCAAGACCAUCCUGGCCAACACGGUGAAACCCCGUCUCAACUCUACUAAAAAUAUAAAAAUUAGCUGGGCAUGGUGGCGCACACUUGUAAUCUCAGCUACUCGGGAGGCUGAGGCAGGAGAAUCGCUUAAACCCGGGAGGCAGAGGUUGCAGUGAGCCGAGAUCGCACCAUUGCACUCCAGCCUGGCAACAGAGCAAGACUCCAUUAAAAAAAAAAAUUCUUUUGACUAUUUUUCACAUGUAUUAUUGUGUAGUUUUACUGCACGUGUUUUCAAGCAUCCCUCCAACAAAACAGCAGAGAUAACCAUUUGUGGCUAGGAAAUGGGAAUUUACAGAAGAGAUAUGGCAUUUGACUUGGGUCUUGAGGAGUGUGUGGGAGUUUAUCAUGUAGACAAAGAGUAGAAGUGUCACAGACAAAAAAUAGCUCAGACAUUAAAAUUAUUUAUUUAUUUAUUUAUUUAUUUAUUGAGACAGAGUCUCUCUGUCACCCAGGCUGGAGUGCAGUGGCACGAUCUUGGCUCACUGCAACCUCCGCCUCCCGGAUUCAAGUGAUUCUCCUGCCUCAGCCUCCCGAGUAGCUGGGACUGCAGGUGCACACCACCACGCCCAGCUAAUUUUUAUAUUUUUUAGUAGAGACGGGGUUUCACCAUGUUGGUCGGGCUGGUCUCGAACUCCUGACCUCAGGUGAUCCACCUGCCUCGGCCUCCCAAAAUGCUGAGAUUACAGGUGUGAGCCACCAGGCCCGGCCGCAGACAUUAAAAUUAAAGGGCAUCCGGACAUGGUGGCUAGUGCCUAUCAUCCCAGCUACUCAGGAGGCUGAGGUGGGAGGGUCACUUGAGCCAAGGAGUUCAAAGUUAAAAUGAGCCAUGGUCACACCACUGCACUCCAGCCUGGGCAACAGAGCAAGACCCAGUCUCUUAAAAACAAAAAACAAGAACCCCAUAGGGAAGGGCAAACACUUGGCUGGGACAUAGAGACAUUUGAAGGGAAUGCUAAGAGAGAGAGGUGGGGAACUAGGUGAGGAGUGGAGCUCAGAGGGCCUGUGUGCCAGCAGGGGAUUGGGCCCUCAGGACUGAGGGAAGGGCCUGCGUGCCAGCCGAUAACAGUAACAGUAGGCAGCCAGGUGCUGUGCUUGACUCUUCAUGACAGUUUUAUGAAGGAGAUUCUGUUUAUCCCCACUUUACAGAUGAGGAAAUUGAGGCUUAGAGGUUAUUUGCUCAAAAGUUGCCCAACUGGAGCGUGAUAGAGUCAGGAUUUCAGCCCCCAUCUGUCUGACUCCUGAUCUCACUGUCACCAUUGGGAGGAAUUCUGAGGUGGUUGAAGCAGCUGGACUGGUGUGCCUGGUGGAGAAGGUAGAGGGAGGAGGAGGAGUCUUGGUUGGGGGUCCGUGGUGGGGUGUGGUUUCUACCUUGGGUGGCUGGUGUUGGCUCGUGAUGUUUUCAGCAGGAUACAGGAGCGCAGAAGCAGAGUUUGAGGGGUGAUGCUGAGCCCAGUUUGGAUAUGCAGUAUGUGGUACCUGUGCAGCCUCCUGGCGGAGCUGCCCUGUAAAUGUCUGGAAGCGUGGGUCUGGGGCCACAGGAAUUCAGGAAUGGAGACAGCACAUGGUGGUAACAGGAGGCCCUGGAGGCGUAGGUGACCCCAGGGAGCAGAUCAUCAGUGGAGAAUAGAAGGAAACAUGAGUUCAAAAGUCUUAGGAAAUACCAACAGUUAAGAAGCUGGGGGCGGGGUGGGGGUGGGCAGGCGCAGUGGCUCAUGCCUGCAAUCCUGGCACUUUGAGAGAACAAGGCUGGCAGAAUGCUGGAGCCCAGGAGUUUGAGACCAACCUGGGCAACAUGACGAAACCUCAUCUCUACAAAAAAUACAAAAAUUAGCUGGGUGUGAUAGUGCACGCCUGUAAUCCCAGCUACUCAGGAGAUGGAGGCAGGAGGAUUGCUUGAGCCUGGGAGGCAGAGGUUACAGUGAGCCAAGAUCACACCACUGCACUCCAGUCUGGGGGCACAGUGAAACCCUAUCUCAAACAAACAAAGAAUAUGUGGGGGUGAAGAGGCUUCAGGGCUGGACCAUGGGCCUAGCACUGCCAGCAGACACAGCCUUGCCUGCCCUCAGGACCUCAGCUGCCAGGCCCCCUGGGAGGGAGUGGGCCCCUGUGUCCUGGGGAUGGAGAGAGUAUGGACAGUCAUGGCGUGUGUCUGAAUCACUCCCUCUUCUUUCUUGGGCUCUGGCCAGCCUCCUCCCCAGACCAGUGUGAUGUCAGGCCCAGCUGACCUGAAGGUGCAGGGUUGCCUGGUGCAGGUUCCUCUGGGAUGAGGUUCUGAGGGCACCCAGCCUGGCCUUGCUCCAGAAGCUUGGGCUCUGCGCACCGAGGGGUGAGUUAAGGCUGACCAAACUUGGUGGGGCUGACAUGUGGAAGCAAGAUAAUCCUCUGGCUGAGGGAGGAGCUGUAAGCCCCCUUCUCUUCUUCAGUAUGUUCUUUUUUUCCUUCAGGGCUUGGAGAAGAGGGAGGUGGAGGUGGGAGAGGGCCGCCUGGGAGGUAGGGUUGGCGUAUAUUCCUGAGAAUACGGUAGAUUGUUUUGGAAAAACCCUCUUGGCCGGAAAUUGCCUGUCAUGUCUGCGCCUUAGUGUGGAUUUGUCACUUUGCAUGCAGUUGGAGAGGCUGGAGAGGGGAAUGGACAGCAGAGCUGGGCUGGUUUCCAGCCUCUUGUUUCCUUUAGCUCUGCAGAGUGGAGAUGUAAAGAGACAAGUGAAGACCAGAGGGGGUGUACACGUGGGGUGGAUUCCGGAAAUCCUAGAGGUAGUUUGGAUCCUGUGGAUGUCUUAGGAUGGUACUAGGACGCAAGAGAUUUACAGGGGGAGGUGAGGCAGGGAGAAAGCGGGAAAGGGCAGUGGUUUGGAUCAGAUCCUUUAUCCAGCCAGGGCAAGAAGGGAGGGGCCUGGUAUUUUCUGCCUUGCCUUCUACAGCCUCCCACUUUGCAGCUACUCCCAAGACUAGUGUGUGCCUUUAGCUGCAGUAAGAUGCCCGCUUCUGCACAGCAUAGAACCAGGCGUUUGGGGACCUCGCCGGCAGUCAUCCGCCUACCCUGGUGUGCUCGGGGUGGGGAAGGGGCUGUGUGAGGAGAGUGGGCCUUAGGGGGAGCCUCACCUAGUGCCCUAGCAGGGUCUGGCUCAGCCUUGACGCUGCGUGGGGAGGAGAGGUCGCAGCAUGUCUCUCUGCCCCAACCCAGAGAGGGUGCCCUGAGCUCAGCCCUAAAUACCCGGUACUAGAGAGUCAGUGGCUGCUUCAGAUGCCACCAGAAUGAGAAGUGGUGCCUUGGGGCCCCGGGGGAGAGGAAGAGCCUCUGCCCUGGGACUUCCUGUGCCGGCGAUGGCCUCGCGCCAGUGCUGGGCGCGGCACCCCCGCGUGGGCCUGUGUUGGGGCGGCUUUUCAGCAGGAGUCCGGGCCCUCGUGUCACCGCUCUGAAGUCAGGGAGAGGCUGGGAGGCGGCAGCAUGCAGCCAGAGGAGGGCACGGGCUGGCUGCUGGAGCUGCUGUCCGAGGUGCAGCUGCAACAGUACUUCCUGCGGCUCCGAGACGACCUCAAUGUCACCCGCCUGUCCCACUUUGAGUACGUCAAGAAUGAGGACCUGGAGAAGAUCGGCAUGGGCCGGCCUGGCCAGCGGCGGCUGUGGGAGGCUGUGAAGAGGAGGAAGGCCUUGUGCAAACGCAAGUCCUGGAUGAGUAAGGUGUUCAGUGGAAAGCGACUGGAGGCUGAGUUCCCCCCUCAUCACUCUCAGAGCACCUUCCGGAAGACCUCGCCAGCCCCUGGCCCAGCAGGGGAGGGGGCCCUGCAGAGCCUCACCUGCCUCAUUGGGGAGAAGGACCUGCACCUCCUGGAGAAGCUGGGCGAUGGCUCCUUCGGCGUGGUGCGCAGGGGCGAGUGGGACGCGCCCUCAGGGAAGACGGUGAGUGUGGCUGUGAAGUGCCUGAAGCCUGAUGUCCUGAGCCAGCCGGAAGCCAUGGAUGACUUCAUCCGGGAGGUCAAUGCCAUGCACUCGCUUGACCACCGCAACCUCAUCCGCCUCUACGGGGUGGUGCUCACGCCGCCCAUGAAGAUGGUGACAGAGCUGGCACCUCUGGGAUCGUUGUUGGACCGGCUACGUAAGCACCAGGGCCACUUCCUCCUGGGGACUCUGAGCCGCUACGCUGUGCAGGUGGCUGAGGGCAUGGGCUACCUGGAGUCCAAGCGCUUUAUUCACCGUGACCUGGCUGCCCGCAAUCUGCUGUUGGCUACCCGUGACCUGGUCAAGAUCGGGGACUUUGGGCUGAUGCGAGCACUACCUCAGAACGACGACCAUUACGUCAUGCAGGAACAUCGCAAGGUGCCCUUUGCCUGGUGUGCCCCCGAGAGCCUGAAGACACGCACCUUCUCCCAUGCCAGCGACACCUGGAUGUUUGGGGUGACACUGUGGGAAAUGUUCACCUACGGUCAGGAGCCCUGGAUCGGCCUCAAUGGCAGUCAGAUCCUGCAUAAGAUCGACAAGGAGGGGGAGCGGCUGCCCCGGCCUGAGGACUGUCCCCAGGACAUCUACAACGUCAUGGUCCAGUGCUGGGCUCACAAGCCAGAGGACAGACCCACGUUUGUGGCCCUGCGGGACUUCCUGCUGGAGGCCCAGCCCACGGACAUGCGGGCUCUUCAGGACUUUGAGGAACCGGACAAGCUGCACAUCCAGAUGAAUGAUGUCAUCACCGUCAUCGAGGGAAGGGCCGAGAACUACUGGUGGCGUGGCCAGAACACGCGGACGCUGUGUGUGGGGCCCUUCCCUCGCAACGUGGUGACCUCCGUGGCCGGCCUGUCGGCCCAGGACAUCAGCCAGCCCCUGCAGAACAGCUUCAUCCACACGGGGCAUGGCGACAGUGACCCCCGCCACUGCUGGGGCUUCCCGGACAGGAUUGACGAACUGUAUCUGGGAAACCCCAUGGACCCUCCCGACCUGCUGAGUGUGGAACUGAGCACCUCCCGGCGCCCCCAGCAUCUAGGAGGGGUGAAAAGGGAGCCUCCACCUCGCCCACCUCAGCCUGCCUUCUUCACUCAGAAACCAACCUAUGACCCUGUGAGCGAGGACCAAGACCCCCUGUCCAGCGACUUCAAGAGGCUGGGCCUGCGGAAGCCAGGCCUGCCCCGAGGGCUGUGGCUGGCAAAGCCCUCAGCGCGGGUGCCGGGCACCAAGGCCGGCCGAGGCGGCGGGGCUGAGGUCACGCUCAUCGACUUCGGUGAGGAGCCCGCGGUCCCGGCCCUACGGCCCUGCGCGCCCUCCCUGGCACAGCUGGCCAUGGACGCCUGCUCCCUGCUGGACGAGACCCCACCUGAGAGCCCCACGCGGGCCCUGCCCCGGCCCCUGCACCCCACGCCCGUGGUGGACUGGGACGCACGCCCGCUGCCGCCCCCGCCCGCCUAUGACGACGUGGCCCAGGAUGAGGAUGACUUCGAGGUCUGCUCCAUCAACAGCACCCUGGUGGGCGCCGGGGUCCCUGCGGGGCCCAGCCGGGGCCAGACCAACUACGCCUUUGUGCCUGAACAGGCGCGGCUGCCCCCUCCCCUGGAGGACAGCCUGUUCCCCCCGCCCCAGGGUGGGGCCAAGCCCCCUCCCCUGGAGGACAACCUGUUUCCCCCGCCUCAGGGGGGGGCCAAGCCGCCCAGCUCCGCGCAGACCGCACAGAUCUUCCAGGCGCUGCAGCAGGAGUGCAUGAGGCAGCUGCAGGUUCCGGCCGGCUCCCCGGCCCCCUCUCCCAGCCCGGGGGGUGACGACAAGCCCCAGGUGCCCCCUCGGGUACCCAUCCCCCCUCGGCCCGUGCGCCCACACGUCCAGCUGUCUCCAGCCCCCUCGGGCGAGGAGGAGACCGGUCGGUGGCCUGGACCUGCCUCCCCUCCCCGGGUGCCUCCGCGGGAGCCCCUGUCCCCUCAAGGCUCGAGGACACCCAGCCCCCUGGUACCACCUGGCAGCUCCCCACUGCCACCCCGGCUCUCCAGCUCACCUGGGAAGACCAUGCCCACCACCCAGAGCUUUGCCUCAGACCCCAAGUACGCCACCCCCCAGGUGAUCCAGGCGCCUGGCCCGCGGGCCGGUCCCUGCAUCCUGCCCAUCGUCCGGGACGGCAAGAAGGUCAGCAGCACCCACUAUUACUUGCUGCCCGAGCGACCGUCCUACCUGGAGCGCUACCAGCGCUUCCUGCGUGAGGCCCAGAGCCCCGAGGAGCCGGCCCCCCUGCCUGUGCCUCUGCUGCUGCCCCCACCCAGCACCCCGGCCCCCGCCGCCCCCACGGCCACCGUGCGGCCGAUGCCCCAGGCUGCCUUGGACCCUAAGGUCAACUUCUCCACCAACAACAGCAACCCAGGGGCCCGGCCGCCAGCCCCGAGGGCCACUGCUCGGCUGCCACAGAGGGGCUGCCCUGGCGACGGGACAGAGCCGGGCCGGCCAGCAGACAAGAUCCAGAUGCUGCAGGCCAUGGUGCAUGGGGUGACCACAGAGGAGUGCCAGGCGGCCCUGCAGAGCCACGGCUGGAGCGCGCAGAGGGCUGCCCAGUAUCUGAAGGUGGAGCAGCUCUUCGGGCUGGGUCUGCGGCCCAGAGGGGAGUGCCACAAAGUGCUGGAGAUGUUCGACUGGAACCUGGAGCAGGCUGGCUGCCACCUUCUGGGCUCCUGGGGCCCUGCCCACCACAAGAAAUUACUAGAUCAAUCAAGGAAACUAGCUUUUCGAGCUUCACGUAUGACAUGUGAACUUCAGGAAAAGAGGCAGAAUCAACAACGGGGAAUCAACAACAGGGAGAAUCAACAACAGGGAGAAUCAACAACAGGGAGAGAAUCAACAACAGGGAGAAUCAACAACGGAGAAUCAACAACAGGGAGAAUCAACAACAGGGAGAAUCAACAACAGGGAGAAUCAACAACAGGGAGAGAAUCAACAACAGGCAGAAUCAACAACAGGGAGAAUCAACAGGGAGAAUCAACAACAGGGAGAAUCAACAGGGAGAGAACAACAGGCAGAAUCAACAACAGGGAGAAUCAACAACGGAGAAUCAACAGGGAGAGAAUCAACAACAGGGAGAGAAUCAACAACAGGCAGAAUCAACAACAGGGAGAAUCAACAACAGGGAGAAUCAACAGGGAGAGAAUCAACAACAGGGAGAGAACAACGGAGAAUCAACAACAGGGAGAAUCAACAGGCAGAAUCAACAACAGGCAGAAUCAACAACAGGGAGAAUCAACAACGGAGAAUCAACAACAGGCAGAAUCAACAACAGGCAGAAUCAACUCAGUGGGGAGGUGUCGGGUGCUUUUUGUGUGUCGAGCCCCGAUGAGGAAACACAAGCCAAGUAGAAAUAGUCUGUACCCCAGAGGGGUUCACAGUAUUUGGGGGGCUGUGACAUCAUCACGGCAAGACGAGUGCUCUGUAAUCGUUAUGCACCAGGUGUCUUGGGAGCAGAGGGGGUGACUCCCCACGAGGUCAUGUUGUGCUGAUGUGAUGGGUGAGAAGGGUGAAUGCCAGGUAGGUGAGGGGACGAAAGCGGUGCAGGUGGAGGGCCCUGCGGCCGAGGCGGACACGAGCCGGCUUGUCCCAAGCACUGAAGCUGGCAAGGCCAGGGCGCAUCCUUUUGUUGUUUUGGGGGUGGGUUAGAGGCAGCUCUCGUGAUCCUGACACGUGAGGCAGGCCUGGAUCACGAGGCUGCUCGUGUGGAAUGCUGAGUUCUUUUGACUUUGUAGACAAAGGAAGACAGCAGGAAUAGCCAGAGGCCUAGUGGGGUUGCGUCUGCUGUUUAAGCAGGUGGGUCUGCUCGAAAGUGGCUGGCGGCUCCACUGCAGCCACAAAAGGAGGAAAGACCUAGCGCAUCUCGCUGCACACUGCGGACAAAAAGGUGUCCUUAAUUUGAAGCAAGUUAAUUUGUACAGAAACGAAAUUUGGAGAUUGCAGGAACCUCCAACUGCUGGAAUCUUUGUCGAGAGCAAGGGUUCUUGAAGGUCAGUCCAGGGCCACGGCCGGUCUAGAGUUAAGUUUCCAGCCACCUGAGGUGAAAUGGUAAGAGCUACAUGACUGAGUUUUCUUUUUUUCUUUUCUUUUUUUUUUUUUUUUUUUUUUUGAGCCAGAGUCUCGCUGUCGCCCAGGCUGGAGUGCAGUGGUGCGAUCUCGGCUCACUGCAAGCUCUGCCUCCUGGGUUCACGCCAUUCUCCUGCCUCAGCCUCCCGAGUAGCUGGGACUACAGGCGCCCGCCACCACGCCCGGCUAAUUUUUUGUAUUUUUUAGUAGAGACGGGGUUUCACCGUGUUAGCCAGGAUGGUCUCGAUCUCCUGACCUCGUGAUCCGCCCGCCUCGGCCUCCCAAAGUGCUGGGGUUACAGGCGUGAGCCACCGCGCCCGGCCAGGACUGAGUUUUCUUAAAAUGAAAUAGACUCCGUUCCAGGACGGUCUUUAUUCGGUGUGUUUGUCUUCCUGAGUUCUUGGUAUUGAAAUGGCGGUUGUUGCGUGGUGCUGGUGGUGGUGUUAGACGGUAACUGUGUCCCCCGUGCCCGUGGGGAGCUGUGCCCUGUCGGGAUGCCCCUCAGCAAUUACUGCAAUUUUAAUGAUCCCCGAAGUCCAUCUUGAGGACCCGGGGCCGGAGUGCUCUCGUGUUGGGCAGCACCGCCUGCUGGCAGAAUGUGGCGUUGCAGGCGCUCUGGCUACAUUUCAGAGAGUGGGAGGGAUGAGAUUGUGUAUUCAUUGCCCAAUAAAUCAAUUAAGUCCAACUCUGCUGGCUCAAGCCCAUGGGUGCUUAAAGGGAGUCAGCCCAGGGAAGCUUGGAGGGGAAGGAACCGGGUGGCCCACCAUCUGGAGCCAAACGGGGACCAGCUAGGAUCUAAGGUCAGGAAAGGAGAUGGGUGGGGGGCUCUGAAAAAGGCCAUGCCUGCGGCUCUGGGCUGGCUGGAGGGAAGCUGAGGGCUGGGAGAGCGGGCAGUCACUCUCCAGCAGAAGUCCUGGCAUCAUGCCACUCCAUUUGGGAAGCCUCAGCUCCACUGUGAAAAAAUGUUUUUAUGAUUGUUGUACAUGCUCUUUGUUGAACUGGACCAUUCAGAAGAGCGCAGUGAGAAAAUUAAACACCCAGAAAGCCGCUUAAAAUUUUGAUAUAUUUCUUACACUUUUUUUCUGUGCACAUAUAUGUUUUAUAAAAUAAGGUCAUGCAGCAUGCAGAGUUUUCUUAAGGUUUAUUUUUAUCUUUAUUUUAUCUGGUUUUGUUUUGUUUGAAUCAAGGUCUCACUCUGUCACCCAGGAUGAGUACCGUGGCAUGAUCAGGGUUCGGGGUGGCCUGGAAUUCCUCGACUCAAGCGAUCUUCCCAGUUAAGCCUCCCAAGCAGCUGGGGUGACCGGCGUGCCCCACCACACCUGGCUAAUGUUUUUUAUUUUUUUAUUUUUAGUAGAGACGAAGUCUCACUAUGUUGCCCAGGCUGGUCUCGAAUUUCUGGACUCACGUGAUCCUCCUGCCUCAGCCUCCCAAAGUGCAGGGAUUAUAGGCGUGAGCCACUGUGCCUGGCCAGUUUUCUGUAUCUUUAAAUUCAUCUUCUCAAAGAAUAUUUAAACACUGCCUAGUUUUUAUUCUGUGGAUAAACUCCAGUUAACACAUUUUGUUAAUUUUUUUUAUCUUGUAACUGUUCAUUUAUUUAGAGACAUGGUGUCCCUCUGUCUCCCAGGCUGGAGUGCAGUGGCUCCAGCUCAGCUCAGCUCACCAUACCUUGACCCUCCAGCCUCAAGGGAUCCUCCCGCCUCAGCCUCCCAAGCCGUGAGGACUACAGGCACACGCCACUCUACCCAGAUAAUUUUGUUCUUUUUUUUCUUUUUUCUGUAGAGAUGAGGUCUAUGUUGCCCAGGAUGGUCUCGAACUCCUGGGCUCAAGUGAUCCACCCACCUUGGCCUCCCCAAAGUGUUGAGAUUACAGGUGUGAGCCACCGCACCCAGCUGUAACAAAUUGUUUUAAUAAAUAGUGCUAAAAGGUUUUCCAGAAA
Symphalangus syndactylus (siamang) is the source of this 11603-nucleotide messenger RNA. It is a transcript of the gene TNK2, whose product is annotated as tyrosine kinase non receptor 2. Gene Ontology annotation, biological process: signal transduction; protein phosphorylation; regulation of keratinocyte differentiation. Lineage: Eukaryota; Metazoa; Chordata; Mammalia; Primates; Hylobatidae. Gene Ontology annotation, molecular function: protein serine/threonine/tyrosine kinase activity; protein tyrosine kinase activity; protein binding. The record is from RefSeq and is a predicted model, not a curated record.